Molecule: messenger RNA, 1389 nt
Organism: Hypomesus transpacificus
Lineage: Eukaryota; Metazoa; Chordata; Actinopteri; Osmeriformes; Osmeridae
Exons: 6
Coding region: 44-790 (248 amino acids)
Source: RefSeq, a predicted model, not a curated record
ACCCAUUUUUGCUCAAUUGGUUGUUUGAGUGAGAGCAAGUGAAAUGGAGCUGUCUCAGAGGAAAUGGGUUGAAAUGUCCGACUAUGAGGAUGCUACAAAUAUACAGCAGACCACAUAUGGGCCAGAAUCAAAGACUGAAGACAUCUACCAAACUCUGCAGUCUCCAGCCUUAAAUGUUGUCAGAUUGGAAGAAGGGCGACAACUACCGGUGAGACUCAGACAUCCAGCUUUCCUGUUGUCCUCCUUCGUUACAAUACUGUUAUUAGUCGUCAUUCUCAUAAUCGUGGGUGUUCACUAUCAUCAGCUCACUGACUCUGUCCCUCCCAUGAAUAGAGUUUUAGGGCAGGGUGAUGAGGUCUGGUUCCAUCACCAGAGGAUCUUCUACCUUUUUUGGGAGGGUGAGGGAGAUUGUUCCAGCGCCCAACACUUCUGCAAGCAGAGGAACACCACCCUUGCAACACUGAAUCUAAAUAACAAGGACUGGGUGUUGUUAAGGGCCAAAGGGCAGCGUCUGUGGGUCAUGGAUGACUUGACAGAAGGCUCUGCAGAUGACACAGGAUCAACACCGGUACGCCAACACCAACUCGCAGUAAACAAUUUUUACGACGAUGAUGAUUACUAUGAUGGGGACAUUUUGGGGGAUUCAGAUGACUCUGUACCUGGCUGUGGCCUCCUGAAUCUCAGUCCACCUCCAGACAGCACAGAGCCCAGCCAGGGCUGGGUGUGCCAGGUAGAUGCUUCCUCGCCUGGUUGUACUGUCUCUCCAAGAUGGAAACCCGGGCUUGCUUAGUUUUAAUAUUUUGUUCCAGAACACUGCUGUCUUCCCAAGCAAAAAGGGCCAGUAAUUGUCUUUGUGGUCAAACUUGAGUUGAUGUUGCUUUUGGUGCAGGUCAUUUGCUUUCACACAUGGUUGAAUCUUACGUCUCAACUGUGUUUGGAGAAGUUAGGGGGGUCUGAUCGGCAGGAACUUCAUAAACUCAAUUUAAAAAAAAAACUUAGAAGUAACAAUUUUCCUCAGGACAUUAUUUUUUACAUUGAUUGGAGGGAACCGGCAUUUACGUACUUGAUUUGAUGUUUACUGGAAUUUGUCAAACAAAAAAGUUUUAUAUUUUUAUGAACAAUUGUGAGAGUUAUAUAUAAAGGCUUCAUUGCCUUUUUCCUGUGUUCAGGAAAUGUAUGAACUUUCUCAUGACUUUGCACCGAUGACACCAAGUGGGCACUAUACAUCGUUGUUAAGAUUUGACUGUCAGACUUAUAGGACCUUUUGGACAAACGUUAUUUAGCAUGAACUAAUACAAUGUAUGUUUUUAUGCUAAGACUUUAUUGUAUUAAAAUACAUACUGUAUACUGUCAUUAAAGUAAACCAUUGGUAUAUAAACAAACUAUAAA